This is a messenger RNA of Humulus lupulus (European hop), 1799 nucleotides long. RefSeq names its product elongation factor Tu, chloroplastic-like. Gene Ontology annotation, molecular function: GTP binding; GTPase activity; translation elongation factor activity. The record is from RefSeq and is a predicted model, not a curated record. The coding region runs from base 103 to 1572 and encodes 489 amino acids. The transcript has a single exon. Lineage: Eukaryota; Viridiplantae; Streptophyta; Magnoliopsida; Rosales; Cannabaceae. Gene Ontology annotation, cellular component: mitochondrion. Gene Ontology annotation, biological process: mitochondrial translational elongation.
CAGUUGAUGUAAUAUAGGCAAGAAAAGGCCGUUUUCUGAAACGAUCUUUGGUUGCGACUUGUGACCUUCUUCUCCGAAAAGUCUCAGUCACAGUCUUUUGCCAUGGCUUCCAUUGUUGGAGCUACUUCGUCUUCUUCCCUAUUCAAACUCCCUCAUAUGCAAUCUCGAUCACCGUCUACGACACCCGCUCUCUCUCACCACUUUUCUCUGUCUAAACCCACCGAAUCCAUACUCCUAAAACCCUAUUUCUCAACUACCUCCUCCAACCUAUUUCGCUACUCUACCUCGUUCUCUCCGUCCACUGGCAACUCCAUUUUCCGCCGGAGAUCGUUUUCAGUCAGGGCUGCCAGGGGGAAAUUCGAGCGAAAGAAGCCUCACCUCAACAUCGGCACGAUCGGCCAUGUCGACCACGGCAAGACCACUCUUACCGCUGCUUUAACCAUGGCUUUGGCCUCCAUGGGAAAUAGUGCUCCGAAGAAGUACGACGAGAUCGACGCCGCGCCGGAGGAGCGAGCUCGAGGGAUCACCAUCAACACCGCCACUGUUGAGUAUGAGACUGAGAGCCGCCACUACGCUCACGUGGAUUGCCCUGGUCACGCUGACUACGUCAAGAACAUGAUCACCGGUGCCGCACAAAUGGAUGGCGCGAUUCUGGUUGUCUCCGGCGCCGACGGGCCUAUGCCGCAGACGAAAGAACACGUCUUGUUGGCUAAGCAAGUUGGGGUUCCUAACAUGGUGGUGUUCUUGAACAAACAGGACCAGGUCGAUGACGCGGAGCUUCUUGAGUUGGUGGAGUUGGAGGUUCGUGAGCUUCUGUCCGCGUAUGAGUUUCCCGGUGAUGAUGUGCCCAUCGUUUCAGGCUCGGCUUUAUUAGCUUUGGAAGCUUUAAUGGCGAACCCGAAGCUUAAUAGAGGAGAUAAUGAAUGGGUUGAUAAGAUUUACGCGUUAAUGGAUGCUGUUGAUAGUUACAUUCCCAUUCCCAAAAGGCAGACCGAAUUGCCAUUCCUCUUGGCUAUUGAGGACGUUUUUACGAUCACGGGUCGUGGAACUGUGGCCACCGGGCGUGUUGAGAGGGGCAAGGUCAAGGUUGGGGAUAGUGUGGAAGUAGUUGGUCUCAGAGAGACUAGAGCCACAACAGUUACAGGGGUUGAAAUGUUUCAGAAGACCCUUGAUGAGGCUAUUGCCGGUGACAAUGUGGGCAUUCUGCUCAGAGGGAUUCAAAAGAUUGAUAUCCAAAGAGGAAUGGUUAUUGCCAAGCCUGGCACCAUUACGCCUCAUACCAAGUUCGAGGCCAUUGUCUAUGUGUUAAAGAAGGAAGAGGGUGGGCGGCAUUCACCUUUUUUCGCUGGAUACAGACCCCAGUUUUACAUGAGGACUACUGAUGUUACUGGGAAAGUUACUGGUAUUAAGAACGACAAGGAUGAAGAGUCCAAGAUGGUCAUGCCUGGAGACCGGAUCAAGAUGGUUGUUGAGCUCAUAAUGCCGGUGGCUUGCGAGCAAGGUAUGAGAUUUGCUAUUAGAGAAGGUGGGAAGACUGUUGGGGCUGGUGUCAUUCAGUCAAUUAUUGAGUGAUAGAACAAGUUUGUCAUUUUGUUUGUUUGUUUGUCUGUUGGAUGAAUCAGCUUUGUGCUCUCUUAGUAUGGUUUAGGUGAGUUAAGUUUUCGCAGAAUUUAGAUGCUACAUUUUUGUUGAUAAGUUUUCUCUUCUCCAUGUUCUUCUUGUAAUAGUUUUGGCCAUGUAGUAUUAGACAUGUAUUCCUUUUUAUUUCUGUAUGCUGGUAAUGAAAAGCUUUUACCAAA